Molecule: messenger RNA, 7960 nt
Organism: Cinara cedri
Lineage: Eukaryota; Metazoa; Arthropoda; Insecta; Hemiptera; Aphididae
Source: the annotation of a GenBank genome assembly
AUGGAUUAUUUUGCAAAAGCCGAUAACGCAUCCACCAAAAACGAGAAUAACGAAUUGGACUGGUGGCAAACCGCGAUUUUCUAUCAAAUCUAUCCUAGAUCAUUCAGAGACAGUAAUGGCGACGGAGUGGGAGAUCUCAAAGGUAUAAUGAUUUUUAUUUUUGUUUUGAAAGUGAAUAUUAUAUGUACCUAAGUAGUUGCGUAACAUGACAAAUUUAAACAGUUUUGAACAAUUAAAAUCAAAUUGCGCAAAAGGCAAACUUCUGACGGUCAUUUGUUUUUCUCUUUUGGGAGCCUUUGGUAUCAAUUUGCCGCUCGUUGCGGUACUAUAACGUCUGUAACACAUUGGUACUAUUUCAGCUAAAAAAAGGUGGCAGUGACAAAGAAAAAUUAUUUUAUUUAAAAAUUUGGUUGUUGUAUCGCUUAGGUUAAAAUAAUUUUAAACGGAAAUUUAAUAAAAAUAACGAUGUGAAUGCUUCCGAGGUUUGUACAUACAAACCGUAACAUUCCGGUUUUUCUAAUAUAUUCUCCUCGUCUUUAACGGGAUUAUAGAAUUAGUUCUCAAACUUAGGUCAUCCAUAAUUUUACCUAUUGAAUUGGCUCCCUCGAAAUUUAUUUCAUAAAUAUAUUGGUUAUCAAAAUAUUAUUCAAAACAAUAAAUAAAUAACUAAUAAACAAUAUGAAAUAUAAAUAUAAAAUUAUAUUUAGUCAAAUGAAAAUAUCAAUAAUAGUUCAAUUAAAAUCAUAAUAAUUAUAUAAGAUAUAUUAUAAAUCGGUGGUAUAAGCAGGGAUUUUUCAUUAGGGGGGGAUCUAAAGUUUUAUAGUUAAUUAGUUGUUUUGUCAGAAGUUUAGUAGAUCAGUAGGUGCGUUCCUAUAGUUCUGACUGAUAAUAAACAUAAUAUGUACACAAAAAAAAAACUAUAAAAAUGUUGGGCAUUAACACACAAUAUUAAAGAUAGUAGAGUAUUAAAAAUCAGAGAUCAACCAAAAACAUAAUUUUCAUUUGUGACAGUCAUCGUUUCCGCCAAAAUGAAAAAGUUUCGAUUUUGGUUUCCACCAAAUCUAUUUCUACCUGCUUAUCGUUAUUAUUAGUAACAGAUCUAUAUUGAGGAUGGAUUUAUACAAAAAGUAAAAUUUUGAACCCAUCAAUAAAAUUAAUUUUUGUUACCAUGCUGGCUCGUUAUGAAUUUCAUCUAAAAUCAGUAUGUAUACAUCAAUUUACUCGGGGUUAAGGAAUUAGAAUAGCUGCGUUGUCGUUAUACUCGAAGAUUCGUCGAUGUUGGUACAAUAUUCAUAGUUAGUUUUGAGAACGGGCUCAAAAUUAACACACACCCUAUUUAAACCGAUAUCGAUAACAAUGAUUAGAUCGAUUUAUAUAUUUUUAAAAUAAGGAGGAAUUAUUACGUGUAAAAUCAAUUAUUUCGGCGUACAUUGAUGAUUCACUAGAUAUAAACUAGGGCUUUACGUACUCAUAUCAAUGAUAUAGGUAGAAAUAAAAUUGGUGGAAUUUUUUUCGUUCUCGCGGAAAUGAAAAUCGAGUUAUUUGUCGGAAACAAUGACCGCCCGUUUUAGUGUGCAAUACUAUAAGAUACGGUUUACAUGAAAAAAAUAACGAAAAACCUAAGUAUACAAACUACAUGAGCGGAUCUCAACCUUUUAAUAUCCGCGUAAUAUUAACACAUUUUGACAUAUUUCACGUACCAGUUGGUACAGAAAUUCAAUUUUUUUUAUUUAACAAAAAAUUAACUUUUUACGUUAUCAGUAAUUUAUGGAGUUUUUUAUUAUUAAAUCUACAUAAUUAUACAACAAUUUAUUAUAAUAAUAUGCAAAUAUUAAAAUUGUAAUAAAUAUGCUCGGCUAUUAGUUUUGUUAUUAUUUAUGGAUUAAUAAAUUGCAUUAUAACCUCAAUUAAAACUAAUAACUUUUGUUUUUACUUAUCAAACAAUUUCUUCGGAUGUGACCUACGAGCAUUCUGAGUACCAAUGGUGGUACGCGUACCGUAGGUUAGGAAUCGCUGAUCUAGCUAAUUAUUUUUCACUAAUUAAAUGUAUUAUUGUUAUAAACUAAUCGGAAAAUAAACUCAGAAUGAGAAGAAUCAUUUUAAUUAAUUGUAUUGAAUCCACUUGUUGAAAGUAUUAUUUGUUGCCAAUUAAGUAAUAUGUUUUUUGGGAGUCGAUUCAAUGGCUAGGGGUUUCUGAUAUUGGGAACCAAUUCAAUGAUCGCCGUCUUUAAAUAAUUUUGUUAUCUGCGUUUAAAUUCUACUGAACAAUAUAACGUUAUAGUUGAUAAUAACUUUUUCAUUUUUUAUUUUUGACUUACGUUUUACAAAUUUUGUCAAGGAAUCGAAGAAAAAGCGGAACACUUCAAAGACAUAGGAGUGGAUUGUAUUUGGCUGUCGCCGAUUUUCAAAUCGCCCAUGGCAGAUUUUGGUUACGAUAUUUCGGAUUACAAUCAAAUCGACAGUAUAUACGGCACGAUUGACGACUUCGUAUCGCUGAAAAACAAACUUAAGUCACUGGGUAAUUUAAAUUAAUACCACUUUUAUCAUUAUGUUUUCUUUGAGUAUAUUUUAUUAGCAUAUUGCUGUACACCAAUGGACAAAACCCAUCUAUUACAUGUUAUUCCUUUUUUUUCUAAUUGUUUUUUUAUACAAUCGCUAUAAAAAAAAUACAAAAAUAUCAAUUUUAAAGGAAUACACAUAUCUAAAUAUUAUUUUUAUUUCUAAAGUAAAUAUUGUUGUUAAAAUUUAUUUUUUUUAUAAAACAAAAUCAAUCAUCGUUAUAAAAGUGCGUUUGUUUCUAUAAAAACCUAAAACGAUGAUUAUGAAAUAAAUAAUCGAAUUAUGUGUUACAAUGUUACUAUAGGAUUGAAAAUAAUUUUGGACUUUGUGCCCAAUCAUUCAAGCGACGAACACGAAUGGUUUACAAAGUCCGUACAAAGAAUCGAUCCGUACACGGAUUAUUACGUUUGGAAAGACGCCAAAAUCGAUGUUAACGGUACGAAAUUACCGCCAAAUAACUGGGUAAAUAAAAUAAUUAAUUUUUAACCGUUAACGCUAUAAUGUUUGUAAUAACUAUGAUAUAAUACAUUGCAUAUAACUAUGUUCUCGUAUAUCAUCUAGCCUUUUCGUUGCUGACCUUAUAAAAAGUUUAUUAACACAUUUAUUUCAGCAAAGUAUUUUCAGUAACUCUGCGUGGUCAUGGAACGAAAAGCGCGGACAGUAUUAUUUACAUCAAUUCGAUCCUAAACAACCGGACUUAAAUUAUAGAUGUAAAGAAUUGGUUGAAGAAAUGAAGGUGAGAUCCGUUAAUAGUAUUUGACCUUUUUUUUUUUUUUUGUUACAUCAGUGUACGAUUUGCUUUUACAAUACUUCCCCCAUUGUUGCCAUAUAGUAUAUAAAAAAAUGAUACGUUCAAAUUUCGUUUUCCCCAUCGUGGGACGGGCUUACAUUGACAUUAAAAAUACUAUUUAAUACUAGGGUAUAGGUUGAACGAAGUAACUCAUGUCAACCCUUUACAUAAAAUAUUAAUCUAAGCCUAUAAUCUAAACAUUUGACCGUGACCCAACGGCCAAUUCCCCAUCAGAGGGGACCGUUGUGCCGGAGAGUAUCGUACUUACUGAGUCAUUUUGACGUAAUCAUUUUUCUGGUGGUUGGAAUAAUAUUUUACGUAUGUUGUAGGUGUCAAGUGUCAUAAAAAAACUAAAAAUUAAUAACACAUUGAAAAAUAUAAUUUAAAAUGUUAACACAUUAUAGACAAUAAAAUAUAUAUAUAUUAAUUAUGCUCGAUUACCGAAAUUAGAAUAUUGAAUUUGAUAUUGAAGUACAAGAUGUUUUAAAAACAAAUCAUAUAUAUUGUUUUUCCUUCAGAAUAAUUUGAGAUUUUGGCUAGACCAUGGUGUAGAUGGAUACAGAGUAGACGCCGUACCGUAUUUAUUUGAGGAUUCGCGAUUCUUGGACNCAAACAAAAAGACGGAAAAACCAGGUAUAUAUUUUUAGGGUUUUCUUACUGAUUGUAUAUGUUUUACAAAUCUUAACGACCAGUUUUCAAUCAAACGACUGCGUUUUGGAGCAAUCAAUACCCAUUCGUAAAUUAAAAUGAUGUUAUUAGACUAGGAAUGAGUUACAUAAAAUAAUGAUAUAAUCAUUUUUUGGUCUUAUAUUAUUCACGUUAAUUAAAAUAUUAGUAAUGGCAAUGACAGGAGAAAUACUUAUUUUAGACAUUUGAUUUUUUGAAUUUUUUAAUGGCAAUAAACUGGAACUCAAAAUUAUAUUCCUAAAAUUAUAUGUUGUUAAUUGGUUGUAUAAUAGUUGAAAAUCGUGCUCUUAAUUUUUUUUUCUUUAAAUGAUAGGGUCAUGAUAACCGAAUCGUACACUACCUUAGAAAACACUAUGAGGUAUUAUGGAAAUGAAAAACAAUUAGGAGCGAAUUUUACAUUUAAUUUUCAAUUGGUUACCGAACUUAACGCUCAAUCGAAUGCUACCGAAUUCAACAACACAGUGAAUCAAUGGUUAGACAACAUGCCAAAGGGAAAAUGGCCGAAUUGGGUGGUGAGUAUUAGCGUUAAUCCUUUUAUCGUUAACCAGCACUCGAGUACAAUUAAUAGAAUAUAUUAAUAAAAAAAAAACGUGCAACUUUGCACGUGGUUGCUGCUAUUGCUAUAGGUGAGAAGUUGAAGAGUUAGUAGAAGGGAAUUAUAAUGUAUAUCUGCAAACAACGAUAAACUAUUGCAGAGUUAUGUCAAUAGUAUUGCUUAGUUAACAAAAUAUGUGACAUAAUAUUGUAAAAUAAAUGCAUUAACAAUAAAUAUUUUCCUUAAUAAAAUUUCUUUAAUAUUGAACAUUUGUUCCCUUUUUUCCUUCGAUUGAUUAAAAUAAUACAGUUGUACGUUUUUCAGUUUUUCCCUGUUUUAAACAGUAAGUUUUCUCGGAAAAAUUCUAAGAAAAUCGAAAAACUGUCAAGUACAUCUACUGUCAGAUUUAUUUUUUGAAAAGUGCUAUCAUUGUAAAUCGGAACAAUAUUCCUGGUUGAAAAAUGAUUAAAAAAAAUAAUAAUUAUAUGUAAACAUUUUUGUAAAUUCAUAAUCUUCUUGGCUUCACUCAAAAUUUACGUAUACACGAUACAAAUUAAACAACACUUUAACUCUUACAAUGUCAUGAUAUUUAACUUGUGGGUCAGAAGAGGUUUAAACUAUACCGAUGCCGUCUCUACCAGUAUAAAACAAAAUUAAAUCCACCUUUUUCGUAUAAGUCAGUGAAAAUUCGGAAAGAGUAGUCGAAAACCGAGACUCAAAACGCGUUUUAGAUUUCUGAAUUCUUAAGGAAAGUGUCGUUAUAAAUGCCCUAAUAUAGGAUUAACCAUAUUAAUUAUAAAGAAAAACCACUUUAUGCAUAAAAUGUUUAUGUAUAAAAAGUGAAUGAAGAAACAUAAGCAAUGCAUUUUUUCAUAUUAACCAAUUACAAAUAUAGAAAGUUUAGUAGGCCUGUUUUUGAUAAAUUCUUCAUGACAUUCCCUUGUUUAAAUAUUUUAUAUAUACUGAAAUAUUUUAGAACCAUUUAAUUACCGUUCCAGAACGAUUAAUCCAAAUUGUUUUUCAAUUGUGUCAUAAGUAGUAAUACUCGAACGCUAAAAUAUGAAUAGCUAUGAUAAUUGUUCGCAGAUAGGAAACCACGACCAACCGCGGGUUGCGACGCGGUUUGGUAGCGAAAUGGUGGACGGAAUUAACAUGCUAAACCUGCUGUUACCGGGCACGGUGUUCACGUANUCUGAAAGCUCAAAUUGUUUAGAUAGUAAUUUAAAGAGGUCAUUUUUUUAAAUAAAAGCACGUAAGUGAGUAAAAACGUACAAUUUCACGAUUUUGUUAUUUUUUGAAAAAUCAAAUAUACUAUAAAUCAUUUAAUAAAAUGCGUCAAUGUAAAACGAUUACUUCUAUGCAAAUUUCCUGUACUAACUUUACAGAAACUUUCUUGGGAUAUUAUUAAUCUAGUUUGUGCAUUAAAGGGGUUUUGUAUCCGGUUCAGUUAAAAAUUCUCAAUUUACUUCAAUUUUCCGCGACUUCAAGCCACAAAAUCUCACCAUCUGCGCUGUUUGAAUUUAAUUUCAUUUCUUUCAAAAUGCCUGUACUCUACUGUUUGUCAAUUUUUAAAUAAUCCACAUGAUAAUAUAUUGUUUUCCCUGUGAUAUUAGAAUUUUUUCGGGAUUACAUUUAGGACUUGAUUUAUGUUUAACGUAUAAAACAAUUAUUUACGUUUAUUCGGACAAAUAUUUAUUUCUUUUGACCGGUCAGUGUUUGCACUUUACGUUGCGUCUAUAGAUUAUUAAAUAUCGUCCAUCUUUUAAAUUCUAUUUGAAUCUUUUCUCCAGAGCGUCCUAUUUGUUUAGUUAAUAUUUAAAUAUUAUAAAUAUGUCUCGCGUUUAGAUCACUGUCUGGAGCGGAGACGUAUUUGGUGGUCAUGAACGUGGGUACCGAAGAAGAACGUGUUGAUCUGUCCGGUUUAUCGACUGUAAACGAACAACAAACGUGGAUAGUACACACGCCCAGUAUAAAUUCACAAUAUUCCAUAGGGUGAGUUGAUAUAUUAACAUAAUAACUGGAUUACGGAUUUCAGAUUACAAAUUUUAGAUUUCAUAUUUAACAGUUAGCGUUAGUUUUUGUAUUCAUAAUAAAUAAGUACUUUUAAUGAAGUGUUUCACUUGAGAUAUCAUUUUGUAGUAAUGAUAUACAUAAAAACAAAAAAGAAAAGCAUAGAAUAAUCCAAACUUCGAGUUUAUAUACUAUCUAAAAUACGGACAUACAAUAAAUAUCGGAUUUUGAUCAUCCAGUUUCUCGAAAAUCUGCCUAGUUUUUCCCGUUGUUAUUUAAUGUAUACUAUUAGAUAAAAAAAUAUCCAGAAAGUUUGUAUGUAUUUCGUUUGAAGACGCCAAUCUCCGGAACUACUAUUCGUAUUUGAAAUUUUUUUUCUUGAUAUGGUCCACGAAUUUGGCAUGGGCAAGUGUCUUGCCAAGUGUCUUUAUUAUUAUAGACCCCACAACCGAUUUUUAAAAUGUUUUCAAUAAAUUCCUUUCUUUAUCGCAAUAGUCUUAGGCUAAUCAAUUUUUAAUGUUUUACAUUUUUACAAUUUAAAACGCUGAACUUCGGUGUGAUAGUAACGAAUAUGGAGAUUGGGAAUCACGAUUUAAUUUUUAUUUAAAUUUGUUCGUCGUUACUGACACUGGCAAAGUCUUGCGGCACAGCUAGUUAUAAUAUAUACUAUACUAACGUUUAACAUUUUUAGAAACAUUCUGAACUCGAGCGGUUUCACAAUGAGGCCUAAAUCGGCAUUAGUGUUGACUAAUCAAAAAUUGCAAGAGAAUUUAUCAUUGUCGUCAUCAUUGGCCGGAUCAAUGUCACUGUUUUAUCCGUUCACAAUGACUCUGGUCGCUUUGGGAAGCAAUUUAGCUAGCGGAAUAUUUGGCGCCUGAGCCCACAAUUGGUCUGAUAAAAUAACAAAACUUAAAUAUAAUUUGUUUUGAUUUAUAUGAUAAAAUAUGGAAAAUAUAUAAUAUUUACAGAUCACAGAAAAAUGUUUAGAUCCUCAUUGCAGACGAUUUGAUUAAAUUAAAAACUGAUUCGUCGUGUUUACACAUUUCACUGCGAGGAAAAUAUUAUGUUAUACAUUUUUUGAAUUAUAAUACUUUUUUGUAGUGCAGUAAAGUAAUGCACUAAAUUAACAUCAGUUGUAAAUUAUAUCUAUGUAGAAUCUAAGUAGUUAUACUGAUCAUUUGUUGUACCGCAUUAUAAUGCGUUAUAUGAAUAAACAUUUUUAAAUAACUAAUUUUAAAAAAAAAUGUUGUUUAUGACUUACCUAUUAAGCAGUAGUAUCACUUUGUAUGAAAGUAAAUUGUGUUGCGUCAUCGGUGCCGUUGUAUAUACCCAUAUGAGCGACAUCAUUAUUAUUUUGUUUUUGUACCACAGAUUCCAAG